This is a messenger RNA of Racocetra fulgida, 968 nucleotides long. Lineage: Eukaryota; Fungi; Glomeromycota; Glomeromycetes; Diversisporales; Gigasporaceae. The record is from the annotation of a GenBank genome assembly.
AUGACUGAUCCUGCUUGGAAUGAAUUUAAGAAAUACCCACCAACAACACCAAAAGGACAUCCAGGCGCAGAAUGUAUUUAUUGUAAUCAUAAACUAUCAGGCCAAGCACAACGUCUUCGUGCACACUUAAAUUCUUGUCAAAAAUAUCUAACUUUUUUAAAUUUAAAUCAAAAUGAAUCUACAAUUUUUAAUUCUUUAUCUGUUACUAUUGCUCAUAAAAAAUUAAAUUUACCAAUAGAUCCUUUUUUGUCACGUCAAUUAAAUCUGAUUGAACAAAAAACAAUUGAUAAAAAAAUUGCUCGCGCAUUUUAUGCAUGUGGUAUUCCACAUACAUUAAUUGAAAAUAAGUUUUUUAUUGCAGCCUUAAAAUCACUUCGUCCUACCUAUAAUCUACCAUCCCGUUAUUUACUUGGCAAUAAUUUGUUAACAAACCUGAUUGUUUCUGAUAUUUUUAAAAAAUCUAAUUUUACUGAUGACGAAUUACAAUGGGCACAUAAUACAUUAGAAAUAGCAAGUAAAAUUGCUAAUUAUUUUAACUCUCAUCAAGUAUUAAAAGCACAUCUUCGUGAAACUCAAAAACAAGAAAUUAAUAAAACUAUUGCAUUAGUGAAUCCUGUAAAAACAAGAUGGGGAACUCAAUUAGCAGUACUUGAAAAAUUAUUAGAAUCAAAAAGCAGUAUUCAGCAAGAUCGCCAAAUUAGAAUUUUAAUUGCCAAUGAGGAUAAAUGGGAUAAUAUUUUAGUUUUAGCUGAAGUAUUACACCCAAUUGUAAAAUCUACUUUGUCUCUUGUUUAUAAAGAAAUGAAUGAUUUGAAAAAUUUAGAAUGCAACAUUGCAAUAUGGUCAUCAGAUGUUGAACAAGAAGUUGACGAUGAAGAAACUAAUUAUUUAUCCAGUGGUGAAGAAAUAAAUGAUUUUUGGGAUGAUUUUGAUGAACUUGCCAAUCUAGUUUAUGAUAGUGAAAUAGA